UUGCAGCUUUAUGACCUGCACCCUUCAGUCUGGUGGAGCUGUCUUCCUUCUGUUCUGUCUAUGUGACCUGCACUGAGUUCUACGCUUUCUUGGAGAGGUGUAUUUGAGGAUCAAGAAUCAUGCAUUACUUCCUGCUGGGAUCUUCAGUCAUGGCGCUGAUUUACCUCUCAGCUGAAGUAAAUAUCCACGUGUUCCAGAAGCCACGAUUUAUUGGUGUGAAGACCGGUCGGACUGUGACAAUAUACUGUGUGACAUCUGAUCCAUCUUUGACGGCUCAAGUAGAGUGGUACAAAGACCCCGCUUACAAAAACCAACUCAAGAACGGCCAAAAAAUAAGAAUAACGGAGAAGAGCGAUAAAAUGAAUGCAUCCAUUACCGUGAAGAAAGUGGAGAUUGAGGACAGUGGCACUUACUUUUGCAAGCUGAACAAAACAAAUGGACCUGGAACUGAGCUACAAGUUUCCAGAUACAGUGACCCCAAGACUAUCCUGAUGAGAUCGAGAGUCAAGGAUGUUUUCAUUUUCCUGCAGGCUAUACUGUUGAUUUUGUGUGUUGUCGUUCCUCUGGUUCAUAUUUACAAACUGGAGAAGAAAGAAGAUGCGAUUUAUGAAGAGCCGGAGGAUGAUCACAUAUAUGAGGGGUUGGAGAUUGAGCGGUGUGGUGGUACUGAUGUGUAUGAGGACAUCACUGGCUAUGCCCGGGACACAGAGGCAGCAUGGGAAGUCGAGUCCCCAGACCAAGAGUGAGAAAAACAAAUCCAUUGGAUACUGAUCUGCAGAAAUCAACACCAGACACAAAUGUCUGUGAUUACAUCCAAUCCACUAUCAGUUUUUGCUGUAUAGGUCACAUGCAUGCAGACUGAUGCCACUGUGUGUGAAUACAGUAAAUGCUUAUAAAAAAGUUUUUAUUAUUAUUAUUAUUAUUAUGCUAUUUUUAACCCUGCUUGAAUUUUUUCUUGAGGUUGACAUUCAUCAAUAACAAUCAUCUAUAGACACUGUAAUACAUUUAACUUAUGUUUUUAUUGUUGUUUGCUUGUUUGUUUUCUUUAUUACACCUUUUAUUGUAGUUCAUAUUCAUUUUACUGUACUGUGUGUUAUGUGGUAGUUUUUUUAGAGUGUGUUUGUUGUAUGAAUGCACCAGCUCUGCUAGUCAUUCAUAACAAGGUGCUCUCUAUCUGGUAAUAAAAAUACCAGUUGUAAGGAACUGCUCAAAGCUUAAGGGAACUUUCACUUCAUAUCUGUUAAAAAAAGCAUGUGAAAAGCAGGUGUUUUCCACAAAGUAGCUUUUUUGGUAAAUGUUUGGUAUAUUUUCUUUGCAUUCAAUGAUCGUACACCACAAGUCUGAUGAUCAGCAUGAUUUGAAAGAGCAUCUGCAAAGAACAUCUGACUGUCUGUACAAGGAUUUAACAUUGUCACUGAUGCAAAUUUGCUAUUUGAUUAGUAAAAUACUGCAAAAUCCUAAAU
Molecule: messenger RNA, 1463 nt
Organism: Cyprinus carpio (common carp)
Lineage: Eukaryota; Metazoa; Chordata; Actinopteri; Cypriniformes; Cyprinidae
Gene: cd79b
Product: CD79b molecule, immunoglobulin-associated beta
Biological process (GO): B cell receptor signaling pathway; B cell differentiation
Cellular component (GO): B cell receptor complex; external side of plasma membrane
Source: RefSeq, a predicted model, not a curated record